Molecule: messenger RNA, 909 nt
Organism: Melampsora larici-populina 98AG31
Lineage: Eukaryota; Fungi; Basidiomycota; Pucciniomycetes; Pucciniales; Melampsoraceae
Exons: 5
Coding region: 1-909 (302 amino acids)
Source: RefSeq, a predicted model, not a curated record
AUGGCAUUGGACGAAAGACUGUUAGACGCUUCCAGUGCCACAUCUACUGAUCCAAUUCACAUGAAGGACCAGACACCUCAUCGGUGUGAAAAUAUCGCAAGGUCUGGCGAUUCAUUACAAGACAGGAUCUUUCACGGCAUCAAAAGUCAGUUUCUUCCAAAGAAGAAAGCACCCCCUACGAUAGGGACAAUGGCUGUCCGGCUCUCGAAUCCGCUUCUCAACCUUGAUCAGACCCAAAGAAUGCGAGAAUUUGCCCAAAAAGCCACCGCUAUGAUCUCUGACACCGCCUCUUAUUCUGAUAAAGUUCUGGCUUGGAAAGGCAUCUUGCAAGAAGGUAUGAGUCUCUGGGAAACAAAACAAAAGGAUGUAGAUGGAUGGAGAGUUUUAGGAUUCCUUGAAAAAUUGUGUAGUUUAGCUCCUGCAAACAUGGAAGUUGUACAAGUUUUGAUUGGAAAGUUUCCAGAUGAACUGAAGUUGAAACUGAAAGCGGUUGAGGAGUACCCUGAGUACUUUGCAGAUCGUCUUUACCGGGCAUACACUAACAAGAAGAAAGAAAUUCCUUCUGACCUCACGGAGUGUUGGGCCAGGGCUACAUUGAUUGGUAGUUAUCAGAGACGUAUCAAGGCAGAAGCACCUGAAAAACUAGGAACAACAAGGAUUGAUAAAAUCAUCAAAGAAUACUUGAUGGCAGCAAAACUUCCUCAAGUCAAGGAAGAUAUGGAAAAAAUGAUAGGAUUGAGUGUAAAUUUUCCUGUUGACUAUGGACAAGGUCUAGAUAGAUACACAAGAGUCAGUCAGAGUGCAGCCAUCUUUUUCCCGUUUUACGCUUGUGGUCACUUCAAAGAUCAGAGCAUCUAUUUAAGAACCUUUGAAACUUACAUUCAUUGUUUCCAAAUCUUGGUGUUGUAG